AUGUUAUGCACGUCAUGGCUACACUCAAGGGUGACCGGCAAGGCUUUACGAUCCCUGACUCGAGCAUCUGCCUGCCCACCGACAUGGAUUCAGCAAAAGAAAGAGGUUCACGCGUUGACAAUUCUCGACCGAGAACGCCAACCAGCAUCAAGACGCUUCUCGAACCAUAACAGACAUCAGUCGACUUCAGCAACACCCUCGCCCCUGACCCAAGACCUCCCUACGAUCUACAAACCUCCGACAACAGGUGUCAUCUCGAAGCUACCGUCAUCAUGGAUCCCCUACGCCGAACUCAUCCGCCUGGACAAGCCGGCAGGGACGUACUACCUCUUCCUUCCCUGCAUGUUCUCCACGCUCCUGGCAGCUCCAAUGGCCAUGGUAUCGCCAUUCCAAGUUGUCUCAACCACAGCACUCUUCUUUACCGGCGCCCUGAUAAUGCGAGGCGCCGGCUGUACCAUCAACGACCUCUGGGACCGCAACCUGGAUCCCCACGUCGAACGCACCAAGCUACGACCGAUCGCUCGAAAGGCCAUCACCGUCGAGCACGCGAUUGUAUAUCUAGGCGCACAGCUCCUCACGGGCUUGACCUUGCUAUUACAAUUUCCGCUUCCCUGUCUCUACUACGGAGUUCCCAGCCUCCUGCUCGUCACGGUGUACCCGCUCGCGAAGCGAGUGACACAUUAUCCACAAUUCGUCCUCGGCCUCACCUUCUCCUGGGGAGCCAUCAUGGGGUUUCCGGCGCUGGGCAUUGAUCUCUUGUCAAACCCCCCGGCUCUCGCCGCAGCGGCAGCGCUCUACGCCAGCUGCGUAGCCUGGACACUCAACUACGACAUGAUCUACGCCUACAUGGACAUCAAAGACGACGCCAAAGCAGGCAUCAAGUCGAUAGCCCAGGCGCACGAGCACAACUCCAAGGCCGCUCUGUCCGUCUUCUCCGCGGCGCAGAUCGCCCUCCUCGCGACCGCGGGAUACUUCGCUGGAGCGGGUCCCAUCUUCUUCAUCGGUAGCUGUGGAGGCGGAGCUCUGGCUCUGGCGACCAUGGUCCGGCGGGUGAAUCUGAAGGACGUCAAGGACUGCUGGUGGUGGUUUAGAAAGGGAGCCUGGAUCACGGGCGGGACCAUCUCCCUCGGCUUGGUGGGCGACUACCUCUACCGCCGGUCGCGAGAGGAGUCGAAAGUAGCCGCAAUUUCUGUAUAA
Cladophialophora carrionii CBS 160.54 is the source of this 1197-nucleotide messenger RNA. RefSeq names its product 4-hydroxybenzoate polyprenyl transferase. Gene Ontology annotation, molecular function: 4-hydroxybenzoate polyprenyltransferase activity. Lineage: Eukaryota; Fungi; Ascomycota; Eurotiomycetes; Chaetothyriales; Herpotrichiellaceae. The transcript has a single exon. Gene Ontology annotation, biological process: ubiquinone biosynthetic process. Gene Ontology annotation, cellular component: mitochondrial inner membrane. The record is from RefSeq and is a predicted model, not a curated record. Bases 1 to 1197 code for a protein of 398 amino acids.